AUGGUGAAGAGAUUGAGCACGCUCCAAAUUCAGUACGUUAGUGGGCCAUUCUCAAAGGUCUACGAACAAUGGUAUCCAGGCAACGGUGGCAACCCCGAAGUUGUUACGCUGAAGUCAGGAUGUAAAGCAUUCUGGGUAGGCGACUACAAAACUGCCAAAUACAUUGCAGUGUAUUACCAUGGCGGCGGAUUCUCCCUCGACGGCGACGAUAGUCAUCUCAAAUUUUGGCACUCUGUCCAGACGGAGCUGAAAGCCAACAACAUUCCCGUCGCCUUCUUCUUCCUUGAGUACACUCUUGUACCUCACGCGACCUAUCCGACCCAGGUUAUUGAAGCCAUCGAGGCGGUAGAUUAUGUCGUGACCGAGCUCAAACGACCAGCGUCUGAUAUUAUCCUUGCUGGCGAUUCUGCCGGCGGCAACUUGUGCCUUGCGGUUUUAUCACAAGUCAUGCAUCCUUCUUCUGAGCUCCCGGAGCUUAAGCUGGCCCAUGACGAAAAAUUCAAGGCUCUUGUUCUCGUUGCUCCGUGGAUAUCUUUCCGGAUGGAUUGGCCUAGUGUCAAACGCAAUGCCAACAAAGACAUUGUUACUGAAUAUGCCGGACACAAGUGGUCACACAGCUAUCUUGCCGGGAAAGAAACGAGCCCAUACGCUGAGGCCUUGCUUGCACCAGCGGAUUGGUGGAAGAACUCCAAAGCUGAACAAUUGCUUGCCGUUGCAGGAACGGAUGAGACAUUGAUUGAUUCCAUCAAUGCAUGGGUGGACAAGUACAAGUCUGUCAACCCGGACACCACUACGUAUGUGGUAGGCUCACACGAAGCACAUAUCGCCGCGAUCAUGAACUUAAAGUUUGGCAAUACCACGGAGAUUGAAACAGGAAAAGCGAUCAGGUCAUGGUUGAAAGCAAAGCUGUGA
Molecule: messenger RNA, 912 nt
Organism: Capronia epimyces CBS 606.96
Lineage: Eukaryota; Fungi; Ascomycota; Eurotiomycetes; Chaetothyriales; Herpotrichiellaceae
Exons: 4
Coding region: 1-912 (303 amino acids)
Molecular function (GO): hydrolase activity
Source: RefSeq, a predicted model, not a curated record